Chrysochloris asiatica (Cape golden mole) is the source of this 6015-nucleotide messenger RNA. RefSeq names its product sodium channel, voltage-gated, type III, alpha subunit (gene SCN3A). Gene Ontology annotation, biological process: membrane depolarization during action potential; sodium ion transmembrane transport; neuronal action potential. Gene Ontology annotation, molecular function: protein binding; voltage-gated sodium channel activity. The record is from RefSeq and is a predicted model, not a curated record. The transcript has 27 exons. The coding region runs from base 1 to 6015 and encodes 2004 amino acids. Lineage: Eukaryota; Metazoa; Chordata; Mammalia; Afrosoricida; Chrysochloridae. Gene Ontology annotation, cellular component: plasma membrane; axon; voltage-gated sodium channel complex.
AUGGCACAGGCUCUGCUGGUACCCCCGGGACCUGAAAGCUUCCGCCUUUUUACUAGAGAAUCUCUUGCUGCUAUUGAGAAACGUGCUACAGAAGAGAAAACCAAGAAGCCCAAAAAAGAACAAGAAAAUGAUGAUGAGAACAAACCAAAGCCAAACAGUGACUUGGAAGCUGGAAAGAACCUUCCAUUUAUAUAUGGAGACAUUCCUCCAGGGAUGGUGUCAGAGCCCUUGGAGGACCUGGACCCAUACUACAUCAGUAAGAAAACUUUUAUAGUAUUGAAUAAAGGGAAGGCAAUUUUCCGAUUCAGUGCCACCUCUGCCUUGUAUAUUUUAACUCCACUAAACCCUGUUAGGAAAAUUGCUAUUAAGAUUUUGGUACAUUCUUUAUUCAGCAUGCUUAUCAUGUGCACUAUUUUGACCAACUGUGUAUUUAUGACCUUGAGUAACCCUCCAGACUGGACAAAGAAUGUAGAGUACACGUUCACUGGAAUCUACACCUUUGAGUCACUUAUAAAAAUCUUGGCAAGAGGAUUUUGUUUAGAAAAUUUUACAUUCCUUCGAGAUCCAUGGAACUGGCUGGAUUUUAGUGUCAUUGUGAUGGCAUAUGUGACAGAGUUUGUGGACCUGGGCAAUGUCUCAGCGUUGAGAACAUUCAGAGUUCUCCGAGCAUUGAAAACAAUUUCAGUCAUUCCAGGUUUAAAGACCAUUGUGGGGGCCCUGAUCCAGUCAGUGAAGAAGCUUUCUGACGUCAUGAUCCUGACUGUGUUCUGUCUGAGUGUGUUUGCACUAAUAGGACUACAGCUGUUCAUGGGCAACCUGAGAAAUAAAUGUUUGCAGUGGCCCCCAAGUGAUUCUGCUUUUGAAACUAACAUCACUUCCUACUUUAAUGGCACAGUGGAUUCAAAUGGGACAUUUGUUAACAUAACAGUGAGAACAUUUAAUUGGAAGGAUUACAUUGAUGAUGACAGUCAUUUUUAUGUUUUGGAUGGACAAAAAGACCCAUUACUCUGUGGAAAUGGUUCAGAUGCAGGACAGUGUCCAGAAGGAUACAUCUGUGUGAAAGCUGGGCGGAACCCUAACUAUGGCUACACAAGCUUUGACACCUUUAGCUGGGCUUUUUUGUCUCUAUUUCGCCUCAUGACUCAAGACUACUGGGAAAACCUUUACCAGUUGACAUUGCGUGCUGCUGGGAAAACAUACAUGAUAUUUUUUGUCCUUGUGAUUUUCUUGGGCUCUUUUUAUUUGGUGAAUUUGAUUCUGGCUGUGGUGGCCAUGGCUUAUGAAGAACAGAAUCAAGCUACCUUGGAAGAGGCAGAGCAAAAGGAGGCAGAAUUUCAGCAGAUGCUCGAACAGCUUAAAAAGCAACAGGAAGAAGCUCAGGCAGCGGUUGCAGCAGCAUCGGCCGCUUCAAGAGAUUUCAGUGGCAUAGGUGGCUUAGGAGAGCUCUUAGAAAGUUCUUCAGAAGCAUCCAAGUUAAGCUCCAAAAGUGCUAAGGAAUGGAGAAACCGAAGAAAGAAACGAAGACAGAGAGAGCAUCUUGAAGGAAACAACAAAAGAGAGGGAGACAGGUUUCCUAAAUCUGAAUCGGAAGACAGUGGCCAAAGAAAAAGUUUCCUUUUUUCCAUGGAUGGAAACCGAUUGAGUAGUGAGAAGAAAUUCUGCUCCCCUCAUCAGUCUCUGUUAAGCAUCCGUGGCUCCCUGUUUUCACCAAGACGCAACAGCAAAACAAGCAUUUUCAGCUUCAGGGGUCGUGCAAAGGAUGUCGGUUCUGAAAAUGAUUUUGCUGAUGAUGAGCACAGCACAUUUGAAGAGAGUGAGAGCAGGAGAGAUUCCCUGUUUGUGCCGCACAGACAUGGAGAGCGACGCAACAGUAACGUUAGUCAGGCCAGUAUGUCAUCCAGGAUGGUGCCAGGGCUUCCAGCAAAUGGGAAGAUGCACAGCACUGUGGAUUGCAAUGGUGUGGUUUCCUUGGUGGGUGGACCGUCAGCCCUAACGUCACCUACUGGACAACUUCCACCAGAGGGUACCACUACUGAAACAGAAAUGAGAAAGAGAAGGCUAAGUUCUUACCAGAUUUCACUGGAGAUGCUAGAAGAUUCAUCUGGAAGGCAAAGAGCCAUGAGCAUAGCCAGCAUCCUCACUAACACAAUGGAGGAACUUGAAGAAUCUAGACAAAAAUGUCCACCAUGCUGGUACAGAUUUGCCAAUGUGUUCUUGAUCUGGGACUGCUGUGAAGCAUGGUUAAAAGUAAAGCAUCUUAUGAACUUAAUUGUUAUGGACCCAUUUGUUGAUCUUGCCAUUACUAUUUGCAUUGUUUUAAAUACCCUCUUUAUGGCCAUGGAGCACUAUCCCAUGACAGAACAAUUCAGCAGUGUGUUAACAGUAGGAAACCUGGUCUUUACGGGGAUCUUCACAGCAGAAAUGGUGCUCAAGAUCAUUGCCAUGGAUCCGUAUUAUUAUUUCCAAGAGGGCUGGAAUAUUUUUGAUGGCAUUAUUGUCAGCUUGAGUUUAAUGGAGCUGGGCCUGGCAAAUGUGGAGGGAUUAUCUGUGCUGCGAUCAUUCAGACUGCUCCGAGUUUUCAAGUUGGCAAAAUCCUGGCCCACACUGAAUAUGCUAAUUAAGAUCAUUGGCAAUUCUGUAGGGGCUCUGGGUAACCUCACCUUGGUCUUGGCCAUCAUUGUCUUCAUUUUUGCCGUGGUUGGCAUGCAGCUUUUUGGUAAGAGCUACAAAGAAUGUGUCUGCAAGAUAUCCAGCAACUGUGAACUCCCACGCUGGCACAUGAAUGACUUUUUCCACUCCUUCCUGAUUGUGUUCCGGGUGCUGUGUGGAGAGUGGAUAGAGACCAUGUGGGACUGUAUGGAGGUCGCUGGCCAGACCAUGUGCCUUAUUGUUUUCAUGUUGGUCAUGGUCAUUGGAAAUCUUGUGGUUCUGAACCUCUUUCUGGCCUUAUUGUUGAGUUCAUUUAGUUCAGACAACCUUGCUGCUACUGAUGAUGAUAAUGAAAUGAACAAUCUCCAGAUUGCCAUCGGAAGAAUGCAAAAAGGAAUUGAUUAUGUAAAAAAUAAGAUACGAGAAUGUUUCCAAAGAACAUUUUAUAGGAAACCAAAAGUUAUAGAAAUUCACGAAGGCAACAAAAUAGACAGCUGCAUGUCCAAUAAUACUGGAAUUGAAAUAAGCAAAGAGCUUAAUUAUAUUAAAGAUGGGAAUGGAACUACUAGUGGUGUAGGUACCGGAAGCAGUGUUGAAAAAUACGUAAUCGAUGAAAACGAUUAUAUGUCAUUCAUAAACAACCCCAGUCUCACUGUAACAGUGCCAAUUGCUGUUGGAGAGUCUGAUUUUGAAAAUUUAAAUACUGAAGAGUUCAGCAGUGAGUCAGAACUGGAAGAAAGUAAAGAGAAACUAAAUGCAACCAGUUCAUCUGAAGGAAGCACAGUUGAUGUUGCUCCACCCCGAGAAGGUGAACAAGCGGAAAUUGAACCGGAAGAAGAUCUUAAACCAGAAGCCUGUUUUACUGAAGGAUGUAUUAAAAAGUUUCCAUUUUGUCAAGUAAGUAUAGAAGAAGGCAAAGGAAAAAUCUGGUGGAAUCUUCGAAAAACCUGCUACAGCAUUGUGGAGCACAAUUGGUUUGAAACUUUCAUUGUCUUCAUGAUCCUUCUCAGCAGCGGUGCUUUGGCUUUUGAAGAUAUAUACAUUGAACAGCGAAAGACUAUCAAAACCAUGUUAGAAUAUGCUGACAAGGUCUUCACUUACAUAUUCAUUCUGGAAAUGCUACUCAAAUGGGUAGCUUAUGGAUUUCAAACAUAUUUUACUAAUGCCUGGUGCUGGCUGGAUUUCUUGAUCGUUGAUGUUUCUUUGGUUAGCUUAGUGGCCAAUGCUCUUGGCUACUCAGAACUCGGUGCCAUCAAAUCUCUACGGACACUACGAGCUUUAAGACCGCUAAGAGCCUUAUCCCGAUUUGAAGGCAUGAGGGUGGUUGUGAAUGCUCUUGUUGGAGCAAUUCCAUCUAUCAUGAAUGUGCUGUUGGUGUGUCUCAUCUUCUGGCUGAUCUUCAGCAUCAUGGGUGUGAAUUUGUUUGCUGGCAAGUUUUACCACUGUGUUAACAUGACAACGGGUGACAUGUUUGAAGCUAGUGAAGUCAACAAUUUGAGUGAUUGUCAGGCUCUUGGCAAGCAAGCUCGGUGGAAAAAUGUGAAAGUGAACUUUGAUAAUGUUGGCGCCGGCUAUCUUGCACUGCUUCAAGUGGCCACAUUUAAAGGCUGGAUGGAUAUAAUGUAUGCAGCUGUUGAUUCCAGAGAUGUUAAACAGCAGCCAGUAUAUGAAGAAAAUCUGUACAUGUAUUUGUACUUUGUCAUCUUUAUUAUCUUUGGGUCAUUCUUCACUCUGAAUCUAUUCAUUGGCGUCAUCAUUGAUAACUUCAACCAACAGAAAAAGAAGUUUGGAGGUCAAGACAUCUUUAUGACAGAGGAACAGAAAAAAUAUUACAAUGCAAUGAAAAAACUUGGAUCCAAGAAACCUCAGAAGCCCAUACCUCGGCCAUCAAAUAAAUUCCAAGGAAUGGUCUUUGACUUUGUCACUAGACAAGUCUUUGAUAUCAGUAUCAUGAUACUAAUCUGCCUCAACAUGGUCACAAUGAUGGUAGAAACUGAUGACCAGAGCAAAUACAUGACUCUUGUUCUGUCCCGGAUCAACCUUGUGUUCAUUGUACUCUUCACUGGAGAAUUUGUGCUGAAACUUAUCUCCCUCAGAUACUACUACUUCACCAUAGGCUGGAACAUCUUUGAUUUUGUGGUGGUGAUUCUCUCCAUUGUAGGUAAGAAUGAUUUACUUACAGAGAGGUACAAGCAUAGGAAAAUGGCUCCCAAAAAAACUUUCAACUGUGUGGCAUGGAAAUUAGGUAUGAGGAUCAUGCGUCUGAUCAAAGGGGCAAAGGGAAUCCGAACACUGCUGUUUGCUUUGAUGAUGUCCCUUCCUGCCUUGUUUAACAUCGGCCUCCUGCUCUUCCUGGUCAUGUUCAUCUACGCCAUCUUUGGAAUGUCCAACUUUGCCUAUGUUAAAAAGGAAGCUGGAAUUGAUGACAUGUUCAACUUUGAAACCUUUGGCAAUAGUAUGAUCUGCCUAUUCCAAAUUACCACCUCCGCUGGCUGGGAUGGAUUGCUGGCACCUAUUCUCAACAGUUCACCACCUGAUUGUGACCCUGACACAAUUCAUCCUGGAAGCUCAGUUAAGGGAGACUGUGGCAACCCAUCUGUUGGGAUUUUCUUCUUUGUCAGUUACAUCAUCAUCUCAUUCCUGGUUGUGGUGAACAUGUACAUCGCUGUCAUCCUGGAGAACUUCAGUGUUGCUACUGAAGAAAGUGCAGAACCCCUGAGUGAGGAUGACUUUGAGAUGUUCUAUGAGGUUUGGGAGAAGUUUGAUCCAGAUGCAACUCAGUUUAUUGAGUUCUCCAAGCUCUCUGAUUUUGCAUCUGCCCUGGAUCCUCCUCUACUUAUAGCAAAACCAAAUAAAGUCCAGCUCAUUGCCAUGGAUCUGCCCAUGGUCAGUGGUGACCGGAUCCACUGCCUCGACAUUUUAUUUGCCUUUACAAAGCGUGUUUUGGGUGAGAGUGGAGAGAUGGAUGCACUUCGAAUACAAAUGGAGGAUCGAUUCAUGGCCUCAAAUCCCUCCAAAGUCUCUUAUGAGCCCAUAACGACCACUUUGAAACGCAAACAAGAGGAAGUGUCUGCUGCUAUCAUUCAGCGUAAUUUUAGAUGUUACCUUUUAAAGCAAAGAUUAAAAAAGGUCUCAAGUAAGUAUAACAAAGAAGCUAUCAAAGGGAGGAUUGACUUACCUAUAAAAGAAGACAUGAUUAUUGACAAAUUAAAUGGGAAUUCCACCCCAGAAAAAACAGAUGGAAGUUCUUCUACCACCUCUCCUCCUUCCUAUGAUAGUGUAACAAAGCCUGACAAAGAAAAGUUUGAGAAAGACAGACCAGAAAAAGAAAACAAAGGAAAAGAGCUCAGAGAAAAUCAAAAGUAA